This is a messenger RNA of Heterotrigona itama, 3600 nucleotides long. The record is from the annotation of a GenBank genome assembly. Lineage: Eukaryota; Metazoa; Arthropoda; Insecta; Hymenoptera; Apidae.
AUGGCCAUGACGACGCCUUAUCUGGACGCUAUUCAAGCAAUUCCUGGCGAUACCCCCGGCGAAAAAUUCAGAUGGAUAAGGAAUUUUAUAAGAGAGAAACUGUCGGUGUCCGACAAUUUGGAAGAUAUAGUCGAGUCCGACAAAGUGCCGAGGAUGCUUGUACCUCUGGUGCAAAUUCAGGCGGCCAUAAUGUUGAACGAGAAGGAUCCCCAAAAUGAGAUCGCUUACGCGGCAAUAGCAGAGGCUUUAAAAUCCGAGGACGAGAUGAUCGUAAACAAAGCUCUUCAGGCCAACAGCUUCUUCGAUGGGACAAACAAAUCUAUCACUAAUAUUCGGUACUUUUCCGACAAUCUAUUUUCAUAUGUUUCCUUGAACACUAGAGCACGAAUCAUCAAAACUCUGGCACUUCAGCUGUCAUCGAAGAAGAACUCCGAUCUCGCUGAAAAAUUCUUCGUAGCAGUGGAGAAAUUAUAUGGUGUCCAGCAAGCGGUGCCUUUGUUAUUGGCAUGUAACGAUUCUUUCACAUAUAACAAGAUCGUGGAGAAGAGGCUCGUUCUGAACCGACAGCUGGUUAUACAGAUCUUCCGCAAGAAUCCAGACUUAGUCGUGCGGUAUUUAAAACUAGGUUUUAAGGACGACGAUUCCGGCACGAGGCACUUUCAUCCAGUGAAUAUUUACGACUUCAACGAUCUUCUGAUUCAGUUGAUCAAGAACAAGCUAGACUCGUUCGUAGAAUUGUGCACGUUGUACAAGAAAUGUCCGCCGGUCCUGACCAUGAACAAUAAAACCGCCCGGAUAUUCCUGAGAAACGGCAGAGCAUACCUGUACGAAAAUCCCAUAUUGUACAUUAAAAUGCUCCCUUUGAAGAAGAUCAGCGACGAGUGUAUGGAGGUUAUAUACCCGAAAUUAUUCCCCAAGAAGAUCAAAGAAUUCAAGACCGAUGACAUAUUGAAAUAUCUGCAGUACUAUCGAGAGGACAAGAAGGCGAAUCUUUUCUUGAGAUCUUAUCAACAAGUGUACAAUAAAAAUAUUCUGGACGAACCAAAGAAAAUAACUGUCAAUCUGUUGAAGAUAUUGCCAGCCGAGGAACGAGUCAGGCAGGCGAGGAUCAAGAUGACGACCGAGCCUAACGAAAUUAAUUGCAACGACGAAAUAGACCAGGUUAAUUACGUUAAUUGCUGGGAUUGUUACCUACCUGUUGAGGAGUCGCUACCACAAUUUAAAGAAGAAAUCUCUAAAGAAUCGGAGAUGAAAUGUAGAACGACUAUAGCUUGUGAAAUGAUCUAUUGUUGCCACGUGAACAGGGAUGACAAGUCUCUGCUUAAAGUUUUGACGUAUUUAAAGAACAGACAUUCUAACGAACAAGCUUGGUUCAUAUCGCAAGUGUUUCAGACUUUGUUAAAUCACUAUGAUCUACCCCAUAUGGGUGAUGAAUAUUGGGUGAUAUUGCGAAAAAUGAUAUCAUCUGCUCACAUGAGGAGAACUUUAAGGUCCAACAUCCAAACCAGCGUGUCGAUAGUCGAGGCAGCUAUUCAUCACAAUAUCCUUCAGAAUAAAAAUAUCGAUGUCUUAAUCGAUAUACUCGUCGAUUUAAAUAGUACGAGGAAGAUAGCCUAUUGGAAUAUCAUCCAGAAGUAUCCCCAAUGCGAGAAAAUGUGUCUGGAAGCUUGCAUAAACGUCGUUUCCCAGAAAUAUGAUUCCAACCUGACACCCUGGAGGGAGGACGGGGCUGGAAUCUUGUUCGAUCUGUGUACGUCGAUCUAUCAUUUCAACAAGACCCACGUAAAUAAACAUUCUCACAUAAAACGCAUGACGAUUGCAGACUAUCCAUGGUUGUUGGCAACGGUGGAGAACAUUUUGAACAUGGGCAGAGAGAGUAACGUUUAUAUACGUCAGAAUCUUCAGAAUUUAUUCAUGAAAAACGACACGGAGCUGUACAAACGUUUCUGGCCAGACGACAAAAAAUUCAAAAUACUAACGGGUGAAGUAUUCAAUAUUCUGAAAAGAAAUCCAAAAGACAUCCUGACCAAGUGGAGGGAUUAUCUAAAUAUCUGCAAGGAUCAUUGGCAUAAAUAUCAUAUGAGAAUGUUCAUCAAGGCUCUACGCUGGUACAAAGAGAUCCCAAUUAAAUUCGCUAAACAAUGUCUCCAAGAUAUAUCCAAGAACGAAAUGGAUUGUUUAAACAUAUUAGCUAUUCUCGUUCACGGAGAAACGUUCUCAAAGAUCAUCGAACCAUUAAUUUCAACGAGCAAAGUGAUGGAUGUUCAACACGAAGAUAUUAAUUACAAAUUCAUUCAGCGUAUUACAAGUGGCAUGAGGCUCGCGAAUCCACCGGUACCUCUGACAAUGUUGUCCAAAUUGUGCAACUUGGAUUGUUUGUCAGCUCUGCCAGCUUUCACGAACGCCUGUAGAAGAACAAACGCGAUGACUGUGAUAUCUUUCUCUAGGAUAUUAAGUACUCAGAGGGUAGCCGUUCGGAAGCACGGGAUAAGAUCGAUGUAUCUUGUAGCGUCCCGAGAAUACAUGAUUCGUUUCCUUCGUGUACAAUGGGAGUCCGAACAGAAUCACUCGAUCCGAAUGAUCUUGAUCUUCCAAAUCAUGCAACUCUUCAUAACGGAACCAGACUCCACCACAUGGUCCCUGUUCUGUCGAGUGAUCUCCACGCUCACGGUUGAAGACGAGAAAAUACUCCCCAAGUUAUUCAUAACAAUCAUUUCAACCCCCGACGAAUACGUGGCCGAUUACUUCAUGCUACUCAUGGAGACGGUCACUAGAUUCGAGAGGAUUGGCCUUAAUAUCAAGCAAGUCGUGGAUCACAUCAGCCACCUGCUGAGCUUUCUUAACGCGGCCAUAUGUAAUCUCCUGCCCGAAUAUUUUAUCAAAGAUCUCAUUCGAAAGUACAUCUUUAAUCAAGACGUAAACAUGUACAAGUCCUCGAACAUAUUCAUGAUCGUAGCCCUGUUCCCAGCAAAGAAAGGCAAAUUCGACGAGAGAAUGAAUCUCUUCUCCGAGGUGUUCAAGGAGAUCGUCGCGUCCAAUUGGAACGUGCCCCAUCCGAAACAUCGUCGUUUCUAUCCGAUGAACAAUGCUUUCCGCAGGUUGACAGACAUUAUCGUGACCAUGACCAUUUUUAUGAAAGUGGACGAACGACUAGUCGACAGACUUUUGUCCAUGUUCAUUUCCAUACUCGAGCCUCAAAAGGACCCCAGGUCGUAUCUGCAACUGGUAUAUUGCAAGGAAAAAAUAUCCUCGACUACGCCGAAGGAGUUUGGAUUAAAUGUGGGCAGAAGGAUAGACGAACUGGCCAAGAUGUUCUCACCGUUCUUGAUGUUCUUCAUAAUCGAUGUUUUAAAAAGCAUGCUGGUAUCGGAAUUUUUCACUGGCUACGACAAGGAAGACAUCGAAUUCGAUGUAGUUGAAGGGCUGUUGGAAGCCGGCAUUAAUUCAGCCACGUUAGUGGCAGUGAAACUGUUUAAUUCUCUUACACCAAACGAGCAGCCGGAUAGGUACGACAAACUGAUGAGGAUAUUCUUCGAAUACGAGUCCCCGAUGGUCAAGAGCAUUGUCAAUGAUAUUAUUAACAAUACCUGCAUAGAUUAA